Molecule: messenger RNA, 3803 nt
Organism: Cucurbitaria berberidis CBS 394.84
Lineage: Eukaryota; Fungi; Ascomycota; Dothideomycetes; Pleosporales; Cucurbitariaceae
Exons: 5
Coding region: 422-3529 (1035 amino acids)
Biological process (GO): peptidyl-threonine phosphorylation; peptidyl-serine phosphorylation
Molecular function (GO): ATP binding; protein serine/threonine kinase activity
Source: RefSeq, a predicted model, not a curated record
CUUCUUCUGUUGCCUAAUUGCUUAGCCUAGUCGGCAUUUGCAGCUGUGGAUGAAAACUCAGCCUUGCUGCCUUGUUAAAGUCAUCAGCUCACUGCAGCCACAGUGGUCCUCCUCGGAGCUAUUGGCGCAGCUCCCUACGUACCUAGCCCUGCCUCAUCAGGUGGUCAGAGCUUGAUUUGGGUAGUAAUAACGAUCAUGCCCCGCUUACAACUACAUGAGGCUCUGCGAUCUCGACUGACAGCUACUCGUCUCUUCUCAACUAGACUAUACUUGGUACAUAAUUCACGCUUCCAUCUCUUUAAUCUUCGGUCUAUACUUCGCACGGAUCUAGAACCGGCGAACGUAGCGCUGCGUUGGCCUUAGCGCACCUCUGUCCUAUGGGGACUGUGCGUGCCUUGUUCACGGUUGGAGCCACGUCGAAAUGCCAGACAAAAUGCAGACAAAGGACCGCCCUACCCUGAAUGAAUACACAAACCUCUUACAGUCAGAAUGGACUCGACCAGUCGCAUGCCAGGACCAGUGCGAUCCGCCUGAAUCUUGCAGUUGUCAGCGCCGCAUUGUCCACGUGGAUGCUAUCAAGGCGUGGUGCGGACGCAAGGCCUCUGGGACUUCCGAACAGACAAAACUGCAUCGAUUGUUCGACGAGAUGCAGUCCGCGGGACAUCGAAAAUUUCCUCUCGACUUCAAGACUUUCUUUACUGGAGAAUACCACUGCCUUCGAGUUUUCGGUCGGUUACUCGAACAAGGUUAUGGUAAUCUCAUCGAUCGGUUCUAUAAUUCCAACAUGCAUGACAUUUAUCUGGAACGAGGCGAGGAAUACCAGCAACUUCGCGAAAACUUAUUGGAGAUCUUUGACGUUAAUGAAGUGGACCGCAUUAUCCAAGAUUUUCAACACACGAGAUGGGCAUACUGUCCAUUUGCACUCACGUUACAUGUAGAUCGUGGUCUAGAAAGCACCAAAGUCAUUGUCCCUUUCUGCCGUAAGAUCAAGCUUGGUGACAAAGGAGGUACCGCGUCUGUAUAUUGGGUGGCUAUCCAGAGGGACCUUAUAUCUGAUGAAGGGCUAAAGGGUGUGCUCCACGAAUCGCUUCACCUGGAUCCGGACUUUGGCGAGUGUUACCAAUUAGCCUUGAAGUCCUAUUGUGGUAACAAGAAACUUGCUUACGAGCAAGAAAAGGACGCAUUCUCGGGACUGAAGUCUAACGAAAGGGUACCCAUAGUUCGCUAUCUAGGAUCUUACACGCAUGAUCACGGCGAAGGAUACGAUUCAAAAGGAGUACAUACAGGAAAGACGUACAAUCUGCUUCUGGAGUACGGAGAGCAAGAUCUCUAUCAGUACUGGGCAGACGAAACAAAUGUGCCACCCGUACGAGCAGACGAAAUCGUUCGAGAAUGGGAAUCGUUAUUCGAGGUUGCCGAUGCUAUUCGACACGUUCACAACUUAGAGGUUCCACGCGAGAGAGGCGAUCCCUGGAGAUUCUAUGGCUGGCACGCAGAUAUAAAACCGGAUAAUAUUCUCAUUGUCCACGGGCGGUUCAAGCUGGCUGAUUUCGGCUACUCUAGGUUUGCACCCGUUGUGAAGAGUCAAGAUGGUGUCUUGCCCACAGAAUUCAUCAAUGGAUUCACCGAUACCUAUGGUGCACCCGAAGUGUCUCGUAUGAAACGACCGGACGGAACGAUGUCGGGAGUCACACAAUCCAUUGACACCUGGUCUUUUGGCUGUGUGCUAUCAGUUGCCGCAACCUGGAUUGUAUUAGGUUUCCAAGGCGUUCGACAAUACGAAAUACUACGAACUCUUGCUCCAGCCAAUAAUAGAGACGGUGCUAUGCGUGACUGUUUCCACGACGGCACACAGGUACUACCCGAGAUUCGGAAAUGGCACAACUAUCUGAGAGGGCAUCUUCGCCCUUCAGACACCACAACGCCAUUGGUAUUGGAUCUCAUCGAGCACAAAAUGCUUCAAACCGAUACAUACAAUCGUCUCGAGCUAGGAGCGCUCUGUGAUGAAUUGAAAGACCUUAUUCCGCGAGCUAAAGAAAAGAUAAGGUGCCUCAAAUUGCACGCGAGGGAAACAGAUCCGGUGGUUUUACAAGCGUUGCUGAAAGUCGAGCAAGAAGCACAGAGAGACAAAUCCUCGAGACCAAAGAGUACCCCAUUUCAGCAGCAGACGACGGUCGCCGGUAUGGCGCAUACGAGUCAUCCUCUUCAAAGAGUUACAAGGCAUCUUCAAAAAGAGCAUAUCAUCAAGAGUAAACCAUUAGGACAGACCACCUAUCGCAAAGAAAUCCUGGAGAAACAGCUGAAGCGCAAUUCCGUCAUCCGAGAGGAUGAUGAACAAAACAAGCAGGGAACACACAAUGGGGCAGUUACUGAUAGUCCCAUCGAAUCACUGCUUCCAGCAGACACAUGGCGUGCUCUGCGAAAAGAGAAACCGAGAAACCCAGAACAUCCCCCCGCAACUGUGAAACUUGCAAAACCAGCUCCCAUCGAAUUCCGCGACGCUGUGUCCACCGCUACAUUUCAAAGCUCUUCCCAACCCCGAAAUCACAGCUCCAACAGUAAUCGUUUCGUCGCCAAUGGAGGUAACCCAGGUUCUAAUGAAGGUCAGCCGAGUUCCUUCGAUGCUUUACGUAACAGUGCAGAAUCAGUGCGAUCGAAUCGACAAACUUCAAUGGCACCAGACUCACCGUUAGCGCGAAAAUCAACCUAUCCAGCCGUGCCCGAAUUUCCUCAGGGUUCCUCUUUAAUGAGUCCGGAAUCACAUCGUUCAACGCCGGAUGUUCUAUCGCCCCUCCUAUACACGUCAGGAUCCAAGGACACAUCUCCAGUAUCCCCUUACCCGCCAACUGUCAUAGCCUCUGCGAAACUGACACAGUCCCGAGGUUCCUCCGUGGAGGAGAAUUCUCAACAACGACGGCUGUAUUCUGAUAACGUCCCACAACUAUCAUAUCCCAUCCCAAAUCGCUCUAAUUCCAAUGAUAGACGCAUAUAUGAGCCGGAUAUCUAUACAUCUGGUCAAAUUGAGAGUUCUCCAAUACCUGGACCGUCCAUCAUAUUAUCUCAGCCUGCUGAGCCCGUGGCAUCUGAACAAAGUACCACAGACUUUUUUCCUGGCCUGCACGUAGCAGAAAAGCAAGCCGUAGACCCUGAACAGGAUAUUUUCUCCCCUGAGUCUAUAGCUACGAUUCCACUUCCCCCAUCAGUUUAUGACCUUCCAUUCAAUAUCUGUCACAAAAGGAAGGAGCUCGACCAGCAAGUUUCGAAGGGCUUUGCGAAGCUCAAGGGCAAGUUUGGCGUUGAGACGCGGAAUAAGGACACAAGCCUUGUUCAGACCUUUAGUGAACCACGUGAAAUAAUUCUUGUCGUUGAUAAUGGCGGGACAAUGUUCGAACACUGGCCAAUUGUUAUGUUUGUCGCAGAAACACUGGCGAAAAAUGCUGCAGGUUUAGAUAAGAAUGGUAUUUGUCAUGAUAUGGGGGUGAUGAUCUGUAUUCAUAGGUUCUGUCGAGCUAAACUAGCUGCUGGGUGAAUGAUAUACCCUAUCCCGGCACGGACCAUCCUUCCUUGGCGUUCACGUGACAGUAUUGACCUCAAGUUUACGGUUGACGGACACACCUACGACAAAGGAGACCUCAAAGGAGAUUUGGGGCGACGAUUACUUAAGAAUGCUUUGAACGCAGCGUGGCCGGAAAACACAAAGACUGACGACUCGCUAACCGAUAUGGGAAGAAUAUUUACAAACAUAUUCAAGGAGUGGAAGCGUAACAAAAAGCGUGCUACUACGCUACUUAUACUCACGGAUG